Molecule: messenger RNA, 798 nt
Organism: Merops nubicus (carmine bee-eater)
Lineage: Eukaryota; Metazoa; Chordata; Aves; Coraciiformes; Meropidae
Gene: GRB2
Product: growth factor receptor-bound protein 2
Exons: 4
Molecular function (GO): protein binding
Source: RefSeq, a predicted model, not a curated record
CUUAUAUUUUGUUUGCUUCCUUCAGGUUUUGAAUGAAGAAUGCGAUCAGAACUGGUACAAGGCAGAACUCAAUGGAAAAGAUGGCUUCAUUCCCAAGAACUACAUAGAAAUGAAACCACAUCCGUGGUUUUUUGGAAAGAUUCCCCGAGCAAAGGCUGAAGAGAUGUUAGGCAAACAGAGACAUGAUGGUGCCUUCCUCAUCAGGGAGAGCGAGAGUGCUCCUGGGGACUUCUCCCUCUCUGUCAAGUUUGGAAACGAUGUGCAGCACUUCAAGGUGCUUAGAGAUGGGGCUGGCAAGUAUUUCCUCUGGGUGGUGAAGUUCAAUUCUUUGAACGAGCUGGUAGAUUAUCACAGAUCCACAUCUGUCUCCAGGAACCAGCAAAUAUUUCUCCGGGACAUAGAGCAGGUGCCACAGCAACCAACGUACGUUCAGGCCCUGUUUGAUUUCGAUCCCCAGGAGGAAGGAGAGCUGGGCUUCCGUCGGGGAGACUUUAUCCAAGUCCUUGACAAUUCUGACCCCAACUGGUGGAAGGGAGCCUGCCACGGACAGACGGGCAUGUUUCCACGCAACUAUGUGACCCCUGUGAACCGGAACAUCUAGAGAUAAAUAUUAGAGAUUAUUUAAAGAAACCAGAGAAACAGUAAAUACACAUACAGAGCCUAACUGCAGCCAGUGACCUAAAAUCACACGGCGAUAAAACCUGAGUCACCUUUCACCAUGAGGUGAUCCUCCUUCACUCAGUACGGAACUUCAGGGGUGGGGGGAACGAGUUCAACUUACACACCAAAACUUAUCUU